AAUAACAGUAUGCAUCAAUGACUUGGUGAAGCCCGACCGAAAUAUGGGUUAACAAUGUAAACUUCACGAGGCCGCCAUUUUUGUUUUGCGUUUCGGAGGUCGUCCGGUUGCGUUGUCACGGGACGAGUUACAAUUACAUUUGGAGACAACGAAUAUUCUCUCUUAUACCAGAAUGAGAAUGGUUCGGACAUGGAUACGGAGCCUUGGUCGCGUGUCCAUACCUCGAAUUGCAUUAGUGGUUGUGUGUUGUUGUUUUAUGCUGAUUCUGACGACAAACAUGGACAUAGGAGAAGGUAUUUUUAAGUUUGUACGGGUUCGUCGUUGCACAGACAACACCGUCAGUGAAGCAUCAGAAUUCAGGACGUCCACAGAUAUAACAUCACAUGGGGACAGGAAACACAUUCAUAGACAGAGUUUGAUAGAGAACGUUACCUCUAGCAAUAAGUAUGACGUCACCGUUGUCACGGCGUAUUUCGAUCUUGGAACAUUUAGGAAAGGGUCUGUUACACAAUUCUCUACUGAGACCUACCUCAGUUGGUGCAAUACAUUCAGAUAUCUGCUUAACCCAUUAAUAGUAUACACCGAUUCACAGAAGUUCUAUCAUUUAAUGAAAAACAUCAGAAAUGACACUGCCAACAGAACACGGAUUCAUCUCAUCAACAGGAACUCGUCUUGGGCUUUUCAGCUGCGAAGCAAUAUAUCUAAAGUAUUUUCCCAAAAAGGAUAUCCUAAACACUAUCCUAAUACAGUUUUACCCGAAUACGCAUGCGCACAGCUCGCAAAAUAUGAUGUUAUAUCCCGUGCUUCCCGCGACGACGUGUUCAAAACGAAUUAUGUUAUGUGGUUGGACGUUGGAUACUUCAGAGAUAGAAAGUCAACCAACUUCUUUUCACUUAGAAGGCCGAAAGGUUACAACGAAAGUCGUGUAGCUAUGAAUGUCAUCCAAGCGAAUACAAACAUGGCUAUGCCAGUGACAGAUAUAUUCCGUAACAAUCUAGUUUGGGUCGGCGGAGGUCUGGUGUUUGCAAAUAGGGAUAUCAUUCCUCGAUUCGAAACUCAGUUGAAAAAGGCUGUGGAUUAUUUCCUAAGCAGACGUGUGAUGAAUACCGACCAGCAGGUAGUGUACGCGCUGUUUAGUGAUGAGGGGCGGCGCGGGAUCCGCCCCAACAUUGAGCUCCAGUUGUACACCCCUCCUGGGGACAAGUGCUGGUUCUACCUGGGAAAUAUCAUGCUCAAUUCCACCAACAAUAUACACACAACACAACAGAUUCUAGUAUAUGUUAUCUUGACAUGUAUCUACCUUACAAAUAAAUGAUCAAUACAUAAACUAGCAUAUAAAGUAUGAACCGAAAUACUUAUAGUACCAUUGCAAUUUACAAGACUAUAGUAAGGAAUCAUAGUAUGGCAAAUACUAAUAUCUCUUAAUGCUCAACUCUAAUAGGUUGACAGUAUCGGUUUUUAAUUUAUUUUUCUCCCAGAAUCAGCUGAAUUUGGCAUCAAUGCAUUCAAUUCAUAUUAGAUAACUCACUAAACAAGAGAUGUCAAUUUUGAUCGUAUACUUGCAGUUGUAACGUACCAUCCGCAUUUCCAUAAUGUCUCUAAAAAUUAGCUAUACAGCUUUGUAUAUCUAUUAUAAUUCACAUUAUUGCUAAACAUUUUCCAUAUUUCUUAAGCUAUACCAUAUUGUUAUUGAUAUUUGCUACCUUGUAACAAUGAGCACAUGCAUGAUACGUGUGUUUAUUUAUAUUUAUGACGAGAUGCUUUGUUAUAUGAGUCGAAAUAAACCUUCGCUAUGCUC
Molecule: messenger RNA, 1798 nt
Organism: Mya arenaria
Lineage: Eukaryota; Metazoa; Mollusca; Bivalvia; Myida; Myidae
Exons: 2
Coding region: 173-1315 (380 amino acids)
Source: RefSeq, a predicted model, not a curated record